AUGGACUGUAGCUGUGUGUCUGAUAUUUUGCUCACUCCCUCGGUUCCAGCUCUCUGGACUCCAGGGUUUGCCUUUCCUGACUGGGCCUAUAAACCGGAGUCAAGCCCCGGUUCACGACAAAUCCAGUUGUGGCACUUUAUUCUGGAGCUGCUACAGAAGGAAGAAUACCAUGAUUUUAUCGCCUGGCAAGGAGACUAUGGAGAGUUUGUUAUCAAAGACCCUGAUGAGGUGGCACGGCUGUGGGGUAUCCGCAAAUGCAAACCUCACAUGAAUUAUGACAAAUUAAGCCGCGCACUCAGAUAUUACUACAACAAGAGGAUUUUGCACAAGACAAAAGGAAAACGCUUCACGUAUAAAUUUAACUUCAGUAAAGUUGUGCUGGUUAAUUACCCCCUACUGGAUAUGGCCAACUCCUCCCUUCUACUGGGGCAAAACCCCUUCCCUGGAGCCCACCCACACGAUCCCUUUACCCCAGAGGCUCUGCAGUCACUCUUUUCACCAACCAGCCGGGCUCCUCUCCUAGAACGUCCUCUCUCUGUCCCUGAUGCAGACAAACUUCGCUUGGAAUCAGGAUUCCCAUUUCUUGGUUCUGCCUCCGGAUACACAAAACCACCAACUUUGCUGCCAUCCUACAACCGCAACUCCCACUUUCCUGACUACUCAUGGGGGUUUAACCCCUACCUUUCUGGCACUUUUCCUCUCCCUGGUUCUAAGCUGCCUGCUUCACUUUACCCACCACAAUUCUAUCCAAGCUCCCUUUCCCAACUGCCCCCUCCAGUUUCCUUACUCCAAGGAGAUUCUAUGGACAGGUCCAACAUGCUGCUUCAGGGUUUACCCCAACGGCUCUGCACCAGCCUGAAUUCUCACACCUUGGUUCCCCGUGCAAAUGGGGACCUGGGAAGCACAGGGGCAACAAGAAGAGAAAGAGAGCAACCUGAGGGAAAGCAGGAGCCAGAAUCCGAUUCAGACCUGGAAAUUACGGACGUGAGCGACUGCAGUUCAGAGGCAGAAGGAUGUGGAUUUAGUCCCCCCUGCCCAGCAUCCUCAGUGGGGAGAAGCCAAUUAGAGAAAGAGAAAUCCAAAGCAGAGGGCAAACCGUCUUCAGAAAAGGCAGCUGCUAACUCCAGUUAG
Bombina bombina (fire-bellied toad) is the source of this 1131-nucleotide messenger RNA. RefSeq names its product ETS repressor factor like (gene ERFL). The transcript has 5 exons. Gene Ontology annotation, molecular function: DNA-binding transcription factor activity, RNA polymerase II-specific; sequence-specific DNA binding. NCBI's taxonomy places the organism in Eukaryota, Metazoa, Chordata, Amphibia, Anura, Bombinatoridae. Gene Ontology annotation, biological process: cell differentiation; regulation of transcription by RNA polymerase II. Gene Ontology annotation, cellular component: nucleus. Bases 1 to 1131 code for a protein of 376 amino acids. The record is from RefSeq and is a predicted model, not a curated record.